Aureobasidium melanogenum CBS 110374 is the source of this 684-nucleotide messenger RNA. Its product is annotated as cutinase. Bases 1 to 684 code for a protein of 227 amino acids. Gene Ontology annotation, molecular function: hydrolase activity. The transcript is spliced from 2 exons. Lineage: Eukaryota; Fungi; Ascomycota; Dothideomycetes; Dothideales; Saccotheciaceae. The record is from RefSeq and is a predicted model, not a curated record.
AUGUUCUCAGACAUCAGUCUCAAGGGCGCUCUCCUCAGCGUCUGCCUCGCUGCAGGUGCCAUUGCCACCCCUAUCGAGAAGCGUGCUGCUUGCUCUAAAUACACCAUCAUCUCCACCCGCGGAACCGGCGAACUGCAAGGCCCCUCUGCAGGUUUCUUGACCAUGAACCAAAAGACUCUUGCUCAGGUGCCCGGCGGUACCGUUUACAACACCGUCUACCUCGCCGCCGCAGACCAGAACUCUGCUCUUGGUACUGCAGACAUUGUCAACAAAGUCAAGUCUUCCCUCGCCUCCAACCCAGACAUGUGCUUUAUCCUCCAAGGCUACUCCCAAGGCGCCGCCGCCACCGUCAACGCCAUGCCCAAACUCACCGGCGCCUCCAUGGAUGCCGUCAAGGGCGUUUUCCUCAUCGGCGACCCCGAGCACCGCAGUGGCCUUGCUUGCAACGUCGACGCCAACGGAGGCACCACUACCAAGAAUGUCAAUGGGCUUUCUGCCCUGCUAGGAGGUAUUCCCUCUGCAUGGGUCGAGAAGACGAUGGAUGUUUGCGCCUUCGGAGAUGGUGUUUGUGAUACUACUCAUGGGCUUGGCAUCAACGCUCAACAUCUUUCUUAUCCUUACUCCAGCAGUGUGCAGAGUAUGGGUCAGAAGUAUAUGGUUGAGAAGCUUACUGGUUCUUCCUAG